ACCCAGGCCCCAGCUUCGCACAGGGAUGGAGCCGGAAGAAGGGACGCCCCUGUGGCGGCUGCAGAAGUUGCCAGCCGAGCUGGGCCCACAGCUUCUGCACAAAACAAUUGAUGGCAUUUGUGGUCGAGCUUAUCCGCUUUCCCAGGAUUAUCAAAGCAUUUGGGAUUCUACAGAAUGGAUGCAUGUUCUGGAAGACAUUACCCAAUUUUUCAAAGCUGCUGUUGGUAAAAAUUUAUCUGAUGAAGAGAUAUUUCAGCAGUUGAAUCAGUUGAAUUCAUCUCAUCAAGAAGCUAUCAUGAAAUGCUUGAAAAGUAGAAAAGAUGAAAUCAAGCAGGCUCUGUUAGGAGAAAUCAUUGAUAUUUCCUCUGCACAGCUACAGGACUUUGAUUGGCAGUUAAAGCUUGCACUUUCUAGUGACAAGAUUGCUACACUACAGAUGCCACUGUUAAACCUUCAUCUAGAUGUCAAAGAAAAUGGUGAAGUAAAACCAUACUCUAUUGAAAUGAAUAAAGAAGAACUUCAGAAUCUAAUAAAUUCCUUGGAAGCAGCUAAUAAGGUGGUCCUGCAGUUGAAGUAACUGGAAUGGACAAAGACCAGUGCUGUCAGAGUUCACUGCUACAACUCCUAUGGCAGAGUGGAUACUGUGUGUUCAUUCAGAAAGCCUUCUGUGUAUUGCCUGCUUGAUCAAGCUGAGCAAGAAGCAGUGUGGAGAUUACAAAGAUAAAAACUUAUCAAAUCCCCAAAGAACAGGAAAUUACACUGUGGACAGGAAGUGCAUAAGAUGAAAGAUGAAAAAGCCAUAGUAGCAGUUUAUAUUUUCAUAAUGAUUGUUUUGCCUCAUUUAUUAAGUAUUUGAGAAAUCUUUGUAGAUAUAUAGUUUUAUUAAAAAUAAAAAUAGGUUCUAAAGUAAUUAAGCAUACAAAGCACAAAUAUACUUAAAUAUUGCUUAAAGAAUUAUGUGAAUAGCAAGGACAUGUGUUAUGGAUAUGUAAUUAAUUUGUGAUAUUUAAAAACAACUUUCUAAAAGAAUGUAUAAGCUGCAAAUAUAACUCAGGACAUUCCAUAUCUUUCUUGUAUUUCAAAGGCAAGAUUAUAAAAUGUAACAUUUCUUAAGAGAAAAGUUCUUUGUCAGACAUGAGUAAUAGAAAAAUACUCCAAAUUGGUGUGGAAAUUUUGAGUUUAUGAAUUCUAGAAACUAAAACCUAGAACAAAGAAAAUGAAAACAGCACUAUUACUUAUGCAUUUCUAUAUCUGGUUAGAUGACUAUGCUCUACUAAAAGGAAUAGAUGUCAUUGUAUAGUGUAUAUAUUCAAAUAUCAUAUAAGACUAAGAUCUGUUUUUGUUAUAGACUCUUAAUAUUGAAUUUAACUCUUGGAUGUUAACAAAUUGGAAAGCAAACCGUUUUUAACUUCAGUUAACUUUGAAAACAAACAUUUGGAAGAAAUAAAAAGUUAUAUUUUA
This is a messenger RNA of Lepus europaeus (European hare), 1461 nucleotides long. It is a transcript of the gene COMMD8, whose product is annotated as COMM domain containing 8. The record is from RefSeq and is a predicted model, not a curated record. Bases 26 to 577 code for a protein of 183 amino acids. The transcript is spliced from 5 exons. NCBI's taxonomy places the organism in Eukaryota, Metazoa, Chordata, Mammalia, Lagomorpha, Leporidae.